Pongo pygmaeus (Bornean orangutan) is the source of this 3895-nucleotide messenger RNA. RefSeq names its product tetratricopeptide repeat domain 8 (gene TTC8). Lineage: Eukaryota; Metazoa; Chordata; Mammalia; Primates; Hominidae. Gene Ontology annotation, biological process: non-motile cilium assembly. Gene Ontology annotation, cellular component: ciliary basal body; non-motile cilium; BBSome. The coding region runs from base 1722 to 3317 and encodes 531 amino acids. The transcript has 15 exons. Gene Ontology annotation, molecular function: protein binding. The record is from RefSeq and is a predicted model, not a curated record.
AAACUGUGGAGUUUAUUUAAUAGUAAUGUACCAUUGUUGAUUCCUUAGUUGUAACAAAUGUAUCAUCUUACACAAAAACAAAUGUCAACAUCUUACACAAUAGAGAAACUGGGUAUAUGGGAACUGUCUACUAUUUUUGUGACUUUUCUGUAAAUCGAAAACUAUUCUUUAAAAAAGUUUAUUUAGAACAUCUGACUAUAUGCUAGAGAGUAAAAGAUAAGGAUCUAUGAACUGAGAUCUAGCAUCGUUGUGAAACUGACCCUUUUAAAGGGUUUCUCUGUGCUUCACUUUCUCUAGUAGGGUUGAAGAUCACUUACAUAGUAAUCUGCUUACAGUGUACCAGAAAACAAAAAGACUCUGUGAAAUAUUGAGCCCAAUUGUCAAUUGUCGGCAUGUGCGUUCUUAAAAAUUUGACACUCAGAAACCACGGGCUGCUUCAUUAGGACCUUUAGGGAGAUUACAUUUCUACCGGCAGUUCCAGGGGAACACAAAUAGACGAAUGACAAUACACUUAACUGUAACAAUGACAAUCCUGAUAAUUACUGGCUUCCAAAAUACAACAAUUUGAGAAAGACUGCUUAGUAGAGAAUAAAAGGUAACAAUAAAUUUCUUAGUUUAGAAGCAUAAGUUUCAUUUUAAUAUCUAUGAAAAAUAUAAAUAUGUGGAUUAAAUAGAAUGUCUAAUGUUUUCUCAGACCCCAGUGGUUUGAGAAAAGCCUACCUGGAUUUACCCGGUCACACCUCUCUUUUCAUAACCAUUGCCAUUUUAAGCAUAUUUGUCAUCUGUGCAAAUUUCUAGAGAAAAGUCAGAAUUGUGUUUGAAGAAAUCACUCUGCACAAGUAAACACUUGCCAAACAGCAAGUGCCAGGAGACGAUGUUUCACAAAGCUCUUUUUAAAAAUUAUUAUUAUUAUUAUUUUUUUUUGCACACAUUAGUUUGGUAAAAAACACAUUAUCUAAUUUUUUUUGGCACACAUCAAUUUACAAUCCGGAAUCACCAUGUGAGUCGAAUUAACAAAUGUAUUAGCAACUUGUAGUCAACCAGAGUGCAGUUCCAGCUCCCUAACUCAAUGGAAUUUUAAUAAUUUCUCUUCUCUGAGUCUAUCUCAGUUUCUCAUCUGUAAAAUGAGUAAAAGCAAGCCCCUUGCGGUUCAGAUGUUGAGAUUCGGUGGGAAGGACCUCGAGAAACAGAGCGGACGAUUUCAGAAUUUAGGGCUUUAGGUCUUGAUGGGUGGAUGGUACUGUGGAAGCUGUUUACUUGUUUGUGUUUCUAGAAUCGGAAAGUAAAGCGAAAGGGAUAGAAACGAGCGAAUGGAAGAAGCAGAACAGACACCAGACAGAGACCAACUCCAGGGACUCUUCGGGACUUGCGGGGCAGGCAGAGCAUUCGGUUGCUAGGCAGCCGCGCCUCCUGGGAGGGUGGGGGACCCCAGGGGCAGGUGUCUAACUCACUACCUUUUUGUUUAGCCGCGGUGCCGUCUUUUCAAAACCAAUGAAACCUGUGGCCUUUAAAAGUAGACAUCUUUUUGCAAGGCAAGCCUUGUAGCCGAGUUCUGCUUGAGGUUGUUUUUCUUUUUCCUGUUCUCAGGCGCGCUGCGGGCACCUCUCGGACAAGGCCCCAGCCGUCGCGGGUUGCCGGGCAGAGUCGGACGCAGUCAGCUCCUCGCUCCACGCCCACCGCUCUCCUGGAGCGCUGGGCCUUCGCUGGACGCACUGGCAGCUAUGAGCUCGGAGAUGGAGCCGCUGCUUCUGGCCUGGAGCUAUUUUAGGCGCAGGAAGUUCCAGCUCUGCGCAGAUCUAUGCACGCAGAUGCUAGAGAAGUCCCCUUAUGACCAGGCAGCUUGGAUCUUAAAAGCAAGAGCACUAACAGAAAUGAUAUACAUAGAUGAAAUUGAUGUAGAUCAGGAAGGAAUUGCAGAAAUGAUGCUGGAUGAAAAUGCUAUUGCUCAAGUUCCACGCCCUGGAACGUCUUUGAAACUCCCUGGAACUAAUCAGACAGGAGGGCCUAGUCAGGCUGUUAGGCCAAUCACACAAGCUGGAAGACCCAUUACAGGUUUCCUCAGGCCCAGCACACAGAGUGGAAGGCCAGGCACUAUGGAACAGGCUAUCAGAACACCCAGAACCGCCUACACAGCCCGCCCUAUCACCAGCUCCUCCGGAAGAUUUGUCAGGCUGGGAACGGCUUCCAUGCUUACAAGUCCUGAUGGACCAUUUAUAAAUUUAUCUAGACUGAAUUUAACAAAAUAUUCCCAGAAACCUAAGUUGGCAAAGGCUUUGUUUGAGUAUAUCUUUCACCAUGAAAAUGAUGUUAAGACUAUUCAUCUUGAGGAUGUAGUUCUACAUCUUGGAAUUUACCCAUUUUUAUUGAGGAAUAAAAAUCACAUUGAAAAAAAUGCUUUGGAUCUGGCUGCCCUCUCCACAGAGCAUUCUCAGUACAAGGACUGGUGGUGGAAAGUACAGAUUGGAAAAUGUUACUACAGGUUGGGAAUGUAUCGUGAAGCAGAAAAACAGUUUAAAUCAGCCCUGAAGCAGCAGGAAAUGGUAGAUACAUUUCUGUACUUGGCAAAAGUUUAUGUCUCAUUGGAUCAACCUGUGACUGCUUUAAAUCUUUUCAAACAAGGCUUAGAUAAGUUUCCAGGAGAAGUAACCCUGCUCUGUGGAAUUGCAAGAAUCUAUGGGGAAAUGAACAAUAUGUCAUCAGCAGCCGAAUACUACAAAGAAGUUUUGAAACAAGACAAUACUCAUGUGGAAGCCAUCGCAUGCAUUGGAAGCAACCACUUCUAUUCUGAUCAGCCAGAAAUAGCUCUCCGAUUUUACAGGCGGCUGCUGCAGAUGGGCAUUUAUAACGGCCAGCUUUUUAACAAUCUGGGGCUGUGUUGCUUCUAUGCCCAGCAGUAUGAUAUGACUCUGACCUCAUUUGAACGUGCCCUUUCUUUGGCUGAAAAUGAAGAAGAGGCAGCUGAUGUCUGGUACAACUUGGGACAUGUAGCUGUGGGAAUAGGAGAUACAAAUUUGGCCCAUCAGUGCUUCAGGCUGGCUCUGGUCAACAACAACCACCACGCCGAGGCCUACAACAACCUGGCUGUGCUGGAGAUGCGGAAGGGCCACGUUGAACAGGCACGGGCACUAUUAGAAACUGCAUCAUCAUUAGCACCCCAUAUGUAUGAACCGCAUUUUAAUUUUGCAACAAUCUCUGAUAAGAUUGGAGAUCUGCAGAGAAGCUAUGUUGCUGUGCAGAAGUCUGAAGCAGCAUUUCCAGACCAUGUGGACACACAACAUUUAAUUAAACAAUUAAGGCAGCAUUUUGCUAUGCUCUGAUUGUUCCUUAGACCACAUAUGUUCGUAUGAAGUGGCAUUAUGCAAGAGGAAAAAAGUACUAUGUCUGUGUAUGUAUGUAUAUAGUGUAAUAUGUAUAUUUUAACAAACUUGUCCUUGAUAUUAGUGAAGGUGACACAUAAGGGUGACACAGAAUGUAUAAUGCAAAUUUCAUAGUAAUAGUAACUUUAUAAAAUAAUAUUAUAAAAUACAGGAUUUAAACCUUUCUAAAUAGAUCUUGAAACUUUCUCCCACAUUAUAUAGUAGAUGUUUGUUUAUAAUGUUUACAAAACAUUUUGGUGAAUUUCCUCAAUGUUUUAUAAAUGUACAUUUUUUAAGUCCUUAAGCUGACUAUUAGCCAUCAUGUAGCUUAAGGAGUCUGAAAUCUGCCAUUAAAAGUGCACCUUUAAGCCAGGUGUGGUGGCAUGUGCCUAUAGUCCCAGCUACUUGGGAGGUGGAGGUGGGAGGAUUGUAAACAGAGACUUUCCUUAAGACUUUAAAAAUGUAUUUAAAACUAUUUUUUAUUAAAUACUUUGUGAUUUCCUAUUAAGCUUUAAAAUAAAUCAGUGUGUAAAACACCA